Diachasma alloeum is the source of this 1047-nucleotide messenger RNA. RefSeq names its product integral membrane protein GPR155-like. The transcript has 4 exons. Gene Ontology annotation, biological process: transmembrane transport. Bases 322 to 1047 code for a protein of 241 amino acids. Gene Ontology annotation, cellular component: membrane. The record is from RefSeq and is a predicted model, not a curated record. Lineage: Eukaryota; Metazoa; Arthropoda; Insecta; Hymenoptera; Braconidae.
UUAAUAACAGAAGUCCCUGCACUUGAACUUUUCUCUAAAAAACAAACAAAUUGGAAUAAUUCUCCAUUAAGCAUCAUUUGACACCCCAGAAGGGGGUCAACUCUCGGAUAAAGGUCACCUAAUCAUUGUCAUAUCAAAGCUCAUCGCACCACGGUGACGGAUUGUCAUUAUGCUGUGCUCCAAUGGUUUUCGGAGGUUCGGCUGAAGCAAAUUCUCUGGUACAGAAUAUGCCUCUGUAAUUGCAAAAGAAUGACGGAUGUCAACGAAUUGAAUUGUCGACAGGGUUUGAAUAUUAGGAUUGAAUAGAACGACGAAACCAAUAUGAUGGAAUUUUUAAAUGCCUCAAUGGAUACACCAACUGACAAUUUGUAUCUGGCCUUAAUCCAGUGCUUUGCAAUUAUAGUAUGCGGGUACAACGCUGGGAGACUGGAAAUAAUCACGAGAGCAGAGGCGAACGGUCUCAUCACCUUUGUCGGCAUAUUCGCACUGCCCUCACUGAUAUUCUCAUCACUAACAAGACUCGACUUCUCAGUAGUAAACUGCAAUUUCCUGCUGGCAGUGAUGAUUGCCAAAGGAUGCGUGUUCUUUGUAGUUCUCCUUGUGUCUCUCAGGAUAACGAAGCCCACGAAUCCUGGACGUGCAGCAGUGUUCGCUAUCUUCACAACCCAGAGUAAUGACUUCGCCAUUGGCUACCCCAUGAUCGGAGCACUCUACAGCCAGAUACAUCCAGAAUACUCAGCAUAUCUCUACCUGAUGACUCCCAUAUCUCUGGCUAUUCUCAAUCCAAUCGGUUUCGUAUUAUUGGAGAUUGGCAAACAAAGGACUGCAAGUGAUCAACAGUCAGGAUGGACUUUGGUGGGUUCAGUGAUGAAGGGAGUGGCCCUCAACCCCAUCCUCUUCAUGGCGGUUCUGGGGAUCAUCGGAAAUUUCGUCUUCAGUCACUCAGUCCCGACCAGUCUAUCAGCCAUCCUCAAAGUAUUUGGAAAUGCAUUCUCAGCCAGUGCCCUAUUCCUCCUUGGAAAUUCUGUCGAAAAACGCUUUUUUUAA